AUGGAGGAAGAACAAAAACCGACGGGACUUUUGGAAGAUGUGAAGCAAGAGCAACCGGCGGAACCAGAAGACGUUGAAGAUGUAAUUUUUCAUAUUUUUUUUUUAAUAAAAUAAUCAAUAUUUGUGUGCAGGAUAAACCUCCGAUAUUGGCGCCACCGGCUCCGAUCCGUUUUGCGGGCCCGCCGCCCCGGAAAAUGAUGCGACUGCCCGCCGGAUCCAUUAUUCAUAGGACCGCUUCUGAGUGGUACGCAUUUUUUAUUGUAAACUUUUAUUGAAGAUUAACGAACAAAUUUUGAUGGAAAAUUCCAGCAUCUCAAAAGCGAGCCACUUCCAACGACACUACAAUUCGAUAGAAAAGUACAAUGAGGACCUGACGAUGCGUUUUUUGUUCGGAAACGGACUCCCGCUCGAAAAGAUCAACGAUCCGCACAUGAGACUGUUCCUGCACCACCUGAAUCCGAGCAGGAGACCGCCCGAAUCGGGCAAUAUGACCACCAAAGCGAAUAUGGAAAUGAGAGUGAGAUUUAGAACGUUUUUGGGCACUUUGCAAAAAAUUCAGCUUUUCCAGCCGGCUCUCGACUACAACCGUCUGAACAGUCCUCUGAGCGUUUCAGUAGAAGCGAUUCGGAAGAACGACGAAGUUUACUUGACAAUUUCCGUGCAUUAUCAUGAUGCGCUCGGCGAACGACAGAAUUCCGUUCAUUUCGAGAAGGUCAUAAUUGCAGAGUGCGUUUGAUAGCUUUUUUGAUAAUAAACUUCAAAACUGCUCAAUUUUGAUUUCAGUUACGAAGGAAAAAUGAUAGCGGAUCGAUUGCGGCGAGUUGUGGAUCCGAAAAGAGCGCUCAGCGUCGUCAUCACCAAUUUGAUCAGUCCGAACGUGAAAAUGAUUCAGAUGUUGGCGUCGGUCGCCAAAUUCAAGAAUAAGUACGGAUUUCUUGCAUUUUAGGCCAAAAUCCACGUUUCGCAGGUUCAUCUGUUUCUUCUCUUACCUGUCGAACAUUGCGCGUGACGUCAUCGGAAUCGACGAACUCGCCCACUCUUUACAACUAUUGAGAAAUUACGUGGAUGCGAUCAGGAAGCAUCCAGAAGUGUACACCAAGUUCAAAAGGUUUUUCAAUGUCCAGAAUCCCGAAAAAAUCUAUACAUUUCCCCAAAAUUCCCCAUUUUCGUUGCAGACUCCAACUGGAAUCCGGUUCGCCGACGGACCUUCCACCACCCGAAAUGUCCAAUGAUUGGAUGUCCACUCUCCAAUUCGUUGCCACGUGUUCGGUGCUCAACGACACGUUCUCGAGGCUUGGCGAGCGCUGGUGCAUGCCGGAAUACCUGUCGGCGGAGCAGGAGAACGAGAUGGCCAUGCUCACGGAUUUCCUCUCGGUGCUCUGCCACGUGGCGUCCCAGUUGUGCUCCGAGGAUAGCUGCGUCUCGCAAGUGCUCCACUCGAUGUCGGUCGUCAACAACGCCGUCGAGCAGACCGGAAUCCGGGCGGUGCGCGUUAAAAUGCGCGAGAUAUUCGCCAAAUACUUUGCCUCGAUCUCGCAAGGACCCAUCGGCGACUUCUACGCCAUCGCCGCCCUCCUCGACCCCCGAUUCGGCUACUCGGACGGAAUUUUCUCGGCCGAUGACUGGAUAAGCACGCAGAUCAAAUUGUCAAACGGCUCGAUCGUCGACGAGACGACGCGUCGGAAAGUGCAUCAGCUCGAGCAGGAACUGCAACUUUACCGGAAACUGAUGCUCAAGAAUCGGCCGACGUUCGACGAGCGGAUGACGCCCGGGCGGUGGUGGAUGGAGAUGAGCGACGAGCUGCCGAACAUGUACAGGAAGUGGAUCGAGCACUCGGGACCGCCCGCCGUUUCCGUCGACGGGAAACGGUUCUUCGCGCGCGGCGGGAAACUCGCGCAUCUGUUCGACACACUCGAUGAGGCACUCCAUUUUAAAGCACUCCUCUUGGCACAAAGCUCACAGGAUUUUGUGUAAGUUUGAACGAGACCGCUCAAAUUUGAAUUCCCUUGAAAUUCGGUCCAAAUUGCAGCGGGCGCGGAAACGCGAGUCACCACGUGCUGGAUCACCUCCGCGACGGUCCGAGCACUUUUCGGCGGCUCGAAACGGAGCCGGAUCUGGAGGAAGGCGAAGAGGAAAUCGAGGAGGUGAUCUACCCGGAAGAUCAGAUUGAAACCGAAGUGAAACAAGAGUGAGCUCUUUUUCCAAUUAAAAAAUAACGAUUUACUGAAUUUUUCAGGCCUUUGGAUGAUGCUCCGGAAACGACCACGCUCUCUGAUCCUCCUAUCGCCGCGGAGGAUAUAAAACAAGAGAGGGAGAUUAAAAUCGAGGAGCCGGACGAAUAG
This is a messenger RNA of Caenorhabditis sp. 36 PRJEB53466, 2342 nucleotides long. NCBI's taxonomy places the organism in Eukaryota, Metazoa, Nematoda, Chromadorea, Rhabditida, Rhabditidae. The record is from the annotation of a GenBank genome assembly.